Neodiprion fabricii is the source of this 899-nucleotide messenger RNA. RefSeq lists its product as uncharacterized. The transcript is spliced from 4 exons. The coding region runs from base 132 to 878 and encodes 248 amino acids. Gene Ontology annotation, molecular function: structural constituent of chitin-based larval cuticle. The record is from RefSeq and is a predicted model, not a curated record. Gene Ontology annotation, cellular component: chitin-based extracellular matrix. Lineage: Eukaryota; Metazoa; Arthropoda; Insecta; Hymenoptera; Diprionidae.
GGCGAAGACGAGGUGAAGAGGUGGACUCACGACGAUGGGUGUGACCUAAUGGUAGCAAGGAGUAUAUAAGCCGAGCGACUCGACGCGCACCGGGAACAACCGACUUGAAGUGAACCAGAACGGCAGACACCAUGGGUCGCCUCAUUAUAGUAUCGUUUGUGCUCUGCACUCUGAGCUCAACCAGGCUGAUACACGCGCAGUACCAGCAGCCUUACCAAACCACGACUCCCGUACCCAUACUCAAGCAGAUUGACAGGCACAACGAGGACGGUAGCUACAGUUACGGGUACGAAGCAGCCGAUGGUUCUUUCAAGAUAGAAUCGAAAUAUCCCACGGGGGAAGUGUACGGGAAAUACGGGUUCGUCGAUGAUACGGGAAAGGUUCGAGAGGUCGAAUACGGCGCCUCUAGACGCGGUUUUGAGCCUGCUGGAACCGACAUCAACGUUCCUCCCUCCACCAUCCAGGGUAACACUGUCGCCGGUCCCAACGACCCCGAAGACGACGGACAGUACAGGGAGGAUCCUUCCGUCUAUUAUACUGACCCCAAGUACACCAAUGGAGAGUACUACAGGCCGAUACCGAAGAGGACGAACUACGCGAAACAACCGAAUUAUGAAGCUCCAGAGGUCUACAAUCCAGCGCCGCAAAGAUACGACACACAGUCUUCUGUCUACAACAUCCAGACGAGAAAUCAUCCCGCUGAACAACAACAAUACCAGUCUCAGUAUCAGCAACAGGAUCAUUCGGCGGACUAUCGGUACCAGGGACAGGGAUCAUUUCAGUACCUCAGUGAUCGAUUCUACAAUCAAAAACGUCGCAGCCCACAAACUGUUGGUGCAAAUGACAAUUAUUUUAGCAAAUAUGUACAAAUGGAAUGAAUAAAAAGAUAUUUUGCGUAA